Siniperca chuatsi (mandarin fish) is the source of this 8068-nucleotide messenger RNA. Its product is annotated as coiled-coil domain-containing protein 136-like. The record is from RefSeq and is a predicted model, not a curated record. The transcript has 11 exons. Gene Ontology annotation, biological process: single fertilization; acrosome assembly. Gene Ontology annotation, cellular component: acrosomal membrane. The coding region runs from base 492 to 1751 and encodes 419 amino acids. Lineage: Eukaryota; Metazoa; Chordata; Actinopteri; Centrarchiformes; Sinipercidae.
GGAUUUUACACUGUAAUGAAUUUAAUGAAAUUCACCUGCGCCUAAUGGAAAUAAGUCGUGUUCUUGUUACUUUACACCCGCCUGACAUCGACAUGAAUCCUCCUGAAGUGUUGCUGGGAAGUUCACCUGCCCUCAGUGACGUCGCUCUCCGCAUCACGCUGAGAGGAGCUGAUGCUGAGGAGGAAAUAUAGGACAACAGGAAGAGGAGGAGGAGGAGGAGGAGGAGAGGUCUGCAGUUAGCACUGAAACCACAAAGAGACGACACAGAGAGCUGCAGCAAACCGAGCGGCCCCGUCUGCACCUCAGCAUCAGCCUUCAGUCGUCUCUCAGCUCCAGGAGGAUGAAGGGGCUGCAGCGGCUCAGUCUGCCCGGAGCGUGAGGACCCUUCCUGGGCUCCGUCUGCCUCGUCCUCCCCCCUCCCUCACCGCUCUGCGUGGAGCUCUGAUCCUCCAUCUCUGUGCAGCAGCGCCUCUCCUCCAUCAGCUGAAAACAUGGACGGACUCCGCCUGCCGCCCGUCAUAGAGGAGGUCCUCGAUCCUUCCGACGAGCUGUGUGAGCUGAAGGCCGAGAAGCCCAUCAUGUUGGCAGAAACUCUGACGGCCAAGGAGAGGGAGUCUCUGGAGGAGAAGGAGGAGACGGUGGGAGACGGAGAGAAAGGCCAGCAGGAGGAAGAAAGGGAGGUGACGGUGGAGGAAGAGGAGGAGCUGGUGGAGCUGAGAGCUCAGGUGUUCCAGCUGCUGCUGGAGCUGGAAGAGACCAGAGAGGUUUCCCAAAGACACGAGGAGAGCUUCCUCGAGCUGCAGGGUCUGCUGGAAGACGAGCGACUGGCGAGCGCCCAUCAGGCGGAGAGUUUCACCAGACAGAUCCAGAGGCUGCAAGCUCAGCUCCGGUCGGUCCAGGAGGAGAUGGACAGUCUGGAGGAGGAGAAGGAGAGCGAGCUGGAGGAGGUGCAGGAGGAGCUGCGUUCGGCUCAGGAGGAGGUGCUGAUUCUGCAGCAGGCGGCCGAGGAGGCGGCGGCGGAGAGGGAGAACGACAUCGCCUCCCUGCAGGAGGAGCUGUGUCGGCUGCGGGCCGAGCUGCAGCGCCUCCACGCCACGGCGCAGGAGUACGAGCUGGAGAUCACCACGCUGAGGGCCGAGAUCCGCAUGAAGAGCCACAACAAAGGCUCUCACGGUGACGUGAGUCAGGUGAAGGAGGACUUCGUCUCUCUGACCGAUGAACGUCAGACUCUGACCAGCGACAACAAAAUGCUGAGCAGCAAAGUGGAGCAACUGCAGCAGCAACAAGACGCGUGUGAUGACGUGUACCUGGCAGUCAGAGUGGAGGGCGGCAUUAAGUGUGAGCGGGACGACCAGGUGAAGGCAGACUCGUACAUCACCCUCUCUCAGUCCGGGCCCCCGGAGGAUCCGGACUCCUCGUCAGUCCAGGAGGAGGUCUGCAGCUCAGAGCUCAACGUCCUGAAGGUCCAGCUGAGACAAGCUGAGGAGACGGCUCACAAAGUACAGAGAGAGUGUGAUGGUUUGAAGUGCGAGCUGGUGGACCUGCAGCAGCUGUACGACCGCAGCCAGCGCGAGCGAGUGGCGCUCGAGCAGGAGCUGCAGCGCUGCAAGGCCGAGCUACAGAAACUGGUGGGCAGGAAGUCACAGAACUGCACUCGUCCAUCUGAGCCCCCUGUUCUCUCCAUCCCCUUCAUAGGAAUGAUUGUAAUAGUGGCCUUGAUUUGGUGCUGGUGGGAGGAGCUGGCGUCCUAGAGGGGACCAGUGGAGUGGCACUGAAGGCUGGAACCUGGCGGUGGCAGCGGUUGCCAUGGCAGCUAUUGUAGUUCUGGUCGUCCCCAGCUUCACCAGGACCUGAGUACUGCACAGGAAGUGACCUCACUGGGAAGUCUGGGAUUGUGGGAUUGCCGUCACCCAUCCAGCGCUGCCCUCAUACAUGUUGCUGUCCCGAUGUCUGCUUGUCGCAUCGCUCUGUUUAGUGGGACAGCGCCGCCAAGACGUUUUCACCUGAAUGCCACAGACGUCAGUGAGUGCUGGAGGGAAAAGCAAUAAGAUUGUUGAAAAAGUCGUCCAUAAGGACUCUCAACUCCUCCUGCAGGUCGUCAUUGCGCAGUAGGUUGAUUUAUUGAUCGGCUGUGAGGUUUUCAAACAUCCACCAUCAUGAUCCAAGAGUCUAAAUGGAAGUUGUCAUUUUGCAUUUUAUUUUAAAAAGAUUCCAAUGUUUUCAAAAAUAACCAGAGGUGGAUCUUUGUAAACUGCUGCCAGAGGAAACGGGUCAGCUCAGUCUGCAGUCAAUGGUGGACGAAGUACUCUGAUCCCUUACUUAAAUAAAAGCAGUAAUACCACAGUGUAAAAAUACUCAGUUACAAGUAAAAGCCCUGAAUUCAGAAAUAUUACUUGAGUAAAAGUACAUAAGUAUUACCAGCAAAAUGUACUUAAAAUAUUAUAAGUAAAACUUCUCAAAAUGCUGAAUAUAUAGUGUCAUAAUAUUAUAUAUAUCAUACUUUUGCAUUAAUGCAGCAUUUUGAUGUUGCUGGUUAAGGAGCAUUUAAAUGUAGUUUCAUCUAUAAAAAAUUUAAUUUGAUUUGUUUACAUGUUUUGUGUGUAAAAUUUGUAAAAUUUUUAUCAAAUAAAUGUAGUGGAGUAAAUAGUACAAUAUUUUCUUCGGAAAUGGAGUAGAAGUAUAAAGUAGCAUAGAAUAGAAAAGUGAAGUAACUUCAGAUUGAAUUUAAGUGCCGUACUUGAAUAAAUGUACUUAUUUAUUUUCCUACACAGUUUACAGUAAAUGGGGUCCUGUAGUGGCGAAUCGCAAAAUGAUUUCACUGAGAGACAAUGAAGACAUAAAACACAAAGAGCUGCUGAUGAUGCUGCAGAUCAGCUCGAGUCCGACCAAGUUGUUAAAAACAAGAAACACUUGAAGUACAAAAUGUUAACGCUGCAAAUUUUUAUCUUUUAUAAUCCAAGUUUUUCCUUAUUAGUUAUAGUAAACCAAAUUUGUUUACAAGUUUAAUAUUCUAAAUAAAAACUAAUGCAUUUUUUUCUUGAAAAAUACGAAAUAAAAAUGAGCCCUCGCCAUAGAGCAGCAUGUCCACUGUUUGGUAAGUAGUUCAAAAUUUCCUACGGAAAACAUCACCGAACAUAAGUGUAGCAAAACCCAUUUUUAUUUUCCACAGAAACUUUGGACUUCUAAAAACCAAAUUGUGAAUAUGCUGCAGCCUACAAAAUUGAAACUCUGUUAACGGAGGGCAGAAACUCAAGUCCAAAACAAACUUAGAGCAAAAGGGCCUUUAUACAUCAGCUAAGUUCUGGUGGGUAACGCAGACACAGAGCAACAUGAUCAUCCCACUAGAGUUGUGUUUGUGUCCACCAGAUGUCCAAUAUUUACUCUCCUUUUAGCUCUGGUUUGGUUUUGCUUGGACUGAGCUGUUGAUUCUCAGCGGGAUCAGCAGUAUUAGAGGCUGUUUCACUUUUCAGGAGUCAUUUGAUGUUAAUGUAAAAAAAAAAAAAAAAUCAGUUCAAUCAGUGCAGCUUUAUGUCGCUGAAGAUGUAAUCAAUACAACCAGCUGCUACAGUGUUUGUGUUUAUGAAUGAAAACCAGACUCAUACUUCUGGCUCAUGACGGCAGGUGUUUGAGGAUCACUAGAUUAUUUUAUUGACCCAACAUGAAUUCUUUAGAGCUGCAACUUACAAUUAGUUUAAUUUAUAUUAUUUACCAAUUAAUUGAUUAAUCAUUUGGUUUGUAAAACCAAAAGGUUUUACAUUUAUCAAUAUAUAAUAUAGAGGAAAGCAGUAAAUGUUUUGUAUUUUUAUUUAUCAGUGAUUAUUCAGUAAUUAACAAUUGACAGCAAUUGUUUCAGCUCUAAAAUUCCUUGCCUUAUUUUUCAGUACUGGAUUAAAAGAAUAUUUUGCACUCACUGAGUUACGUCACUGAUGACAGAGAUAACGGUAGCAGAUUAAACUAGAUUGUUUAGUGUUUUUAAUACAUUGUCUCUGCUUUAGUCCUGCUUAAUGCUGUAUAUUAUCUUAUCAUGUGUUUGUCCAAAAAUUACCAUUAAUGUGAAUUAUUUAACAGAUGUAGCAUGAGAAAAACAGCAGAUUUAAGGAAAAAAUGAAUUAAAUCAGCUUUAUUUUACCUACCUAUCCCUUUACAGAUCAAUUUAAAAUGUCUGUGUUUGUAUGUUUAUAGUACCAAGCAAGUAGUAUGCACAUCUGCAUAAAGUAAAAUAGCACUUUCUUUAAACUUUGGAAAGGUAUUGUUGUUGGAGCUGAAUCAUUCCGGUGAGAGAUUUAUUUGUCGACUGAUUUCACUGUGCCAGUUUUAAGCUCAGAUUGUGCGUCGAUUAUUUAUGUGUUAUUUUCUAUAUUAUUGAUGUAAAUACUGAAAAGAAAAGGACCAAGAAUAGAGCCUUGUGGGACACCUAUACUAUUGGUUUCUUGAUUUGGAACCACUUAACAACUUCUGCUUGAGUUCUACCCUAAAGAUAGUCAUACAACCAUUUAAUAGACCAUAAAUAGCCCUAAAAUGGAUAGUGUUUUUUUCUGUAGAAAAUAAGAAAUAGAGAAAUAAAUCCUGUCCGAAUGGGGCUGUAGCGAUGCAGCGCCAGUCAGAUCUCAAACCCCAAAGACAAACAAAUCCGUAUUCCCGCCUAUGUUUUUAUUUGAGUUGAUCAAAACUCAUCUCUCGAUGAUGUCUCAGAUCUUCCAUUUUGGUGACUGGUCAGAAUGAACACAUUUUCUUUUGUUCAUAUUUUAUAUGUUUCCACCUUUUUAUUGGGGCGAUUAAAUUCCCCCCCACCGUCUUUUUUGCACAUAGACAAGUUUUUUUUUGGUUUUGAAUGGACCCGAUAGAGGCCUCAUGUUUACAUUUAAGUGGUGACCAAAUAAUUAAAGGAAAUAUAAUCAGAUGUUGAAAUGACUGUGAUCCUGUUUAGGCUGGAAUCAGGUAUUUAGGUUAAAAACUUAAAACUCUUUUAACUGUUUGUCUUGAUUUGUGAUAAUGCAUGUGACCUUUACCAAAUAGUAACAGCUUCAGAAUAAAAUACAUUCCAGUUUAAAUACAAGCACUGGCGAUAUAACAAAACCUUCCCUGCUCGCUCUGCUUAGCAUGACGGAGGGUGGAAAAAAUACCUGAAACAUCGUACUGAAUGAGAAAAGACUGAACUGUGAACAAGACACAUGAAGAGGCGUUAACGUGACAAAGCAGGCUUUUAAUUAGAAUUAUUUAUUUAGUAUUUAAUGAUUAAGUGAUAUAUAUUGUGGUUAAUAGCAGGACAUUGAUUAGGAUAUAACAGGUCCUGUAUUGUUCCAAAUGAUAAAUAGCAUGUGUCAUUAAGACCUUUUUAUAUAGUUUUUGCACGACAGUUAGACAUGUAGUUACUUUAAUCAGAUUAUAAUGGUGGACAAACAAAUAGAUUCUGGAAAUAACAUCACACCACUGUUGGUGUUUGGCCGGCUCAAACUGUACAUGAUGAAGCAGUUUAUUUGUUUUGCAGGGGUUUUCUUUGUAAUGUAUGGAAGCCCAUUUCCACCAGGAAAACAAUAAUCAUUUAAAAAAAGUUUAAAUGUUAUGUCUUUAACAUUUAAUCUAUCUUGUUUUUGCGGUGUAUCUGGGCUUCCAUAUAACUGACACUCCAGUUGGUUGUAGUCUUUACCGUUGUGUCUCUGUACUCUGGACUCUGCCUUGUGUCUUGAUGUGUCAAUAAUAUCUCAAAACAUGUGAUUUAGCAUUUUUGUGACGUUCAGUACUUCGUUUGGCAGGAAACACCAGUGUAAUCGUGUAAAAUGUGAAUUUUAGUACAAAAACUGAGUUUUGGUAGUAAGUGUGGAUGCUGACUGAAUAAUUGUUAAUCAGCCUGUUCUUAUCUUUGUUUUUAUUUGUCAGUAAAAACACACAAUCUUCCUGGAAGCUGCAUGCUAACGCCACUCUGUACAAACUCUGUACUUAUGUAGCUUUCUUUUUUAUUAAUACUUGGUAAUGGUUUGUACUGUACAUUGAAUAGUUCCAGUUUGAUUAUUAUUUGGUGCUCGCUUUGAAGGAAGUUUUUUCCAUACAGCUGAUUAGACUGUAAUUAAGAGGUUUUGUCAAAUGUUUGCAAUAUAAUGUAGCAGUAGAAAUAGAGUAUGGGGAUGGACUGAUGAUUGGUUUACUGAUAUCUACCAGCUGAUAUUUGACUUCCAGUAUCAAUGCAGCUGAGUGAGGACACACUGCUGGUGUCUGAUGAUGAUGGUUCCUGAAAUUCAUAUUUAUGUGCAAAAUGUUUUUGAUUUUUGAAAUCUUACACUAUUUAAUUGAAAAGUUUUUAUUUCUGUAAAAGUUCCUGUUCUAUCACAGCAUUAGAGUUGGUUGUUAUUUUUAAAGAGUCCAGAUUGUAAUUCUGAUUAUUUAUUUAUUUUUUUUAAAUGCGUGUCCUUGGUUUCGUACGAAUAUCUCCCGCUUAAAUUCGGAUUUGGUGUGGAAAUACCUUAACAAGCAAACGAUCCUGUAACGUUUACGUGAGUUACAAAACAUCUCCUGAUGGUUCUUAUGUGUCUAUUUGGAAAACACCAAAACUUCGAAAUGAUCAACACGACUUUUAACACUUUUCCGAUCACACUACGGAAUUUAAAAAGCAACAGAAACACAAGGCUUAAACUAUCUGUUGGUUUCGUACGAAUAAUGUUGAUUUGAUCCUUGUUUUUGUCACUGCUUGUUCUCUCUUCACAAUUCACAAAAUCUAAUUUAAAUUAAAAAGAAGAGAAGAAUGGGCAGAUUAUUGGUUAUUAUUUAAUAAAUAAAUACUAGAUACUCCAUACUGAUAUCAGAAACCCGUAUCAGUCCAUCCUUAGCAGUGUCAUGACAAACGUUAGCUAGCUGUAGACAGCUCAGUGUUGCAUGUUAGAUGUAGAGAGGUAGAACAUUUGCAUGAAAAUAGACGAGUAGAUUCAGACGCUGUAGCAGUUGUAGAGUUAGACGACGCUCAGUAUGACAGUGGUAGCAUGAGCGCUGUAAUCCAAUUCUUCCAUUAGUUACUUUAGACUAUUUUAUUACUGUUUUUGUAGUUAAAAGUUCAAAAAGUGUGAUGUUUUUAAAAUAUUUCUGUCUGUCGUCUCCAGAGUCAGAUGUUCAGUUUUAUCCGUGUCCAGUACAGAGAUACAGCAUGUCUAGCUUAGCUUAGCACAAAGACUGGAAGCAGAAGGAAACUGCUAGCCAGUAUAGCUAACUACCAUGUGUACCAAUGUAGCUGGUUGAUGUAAUGGUAGUAACACACAAUUAACAUAUCCCCCAUUAUGCAAGCUGUAUCUACGUAAUGGUACGGUAGCUGCUUUAACCUUACCGGUGUUAUACCAUGAUGUGUUUAGCCUAGCUUAGCACAAAGACUGGAAGAAGGGGAAACUGCUAGCCUAGCUCCAUCAAAAGAGAAACAAAUCCACCUUCCAACAACUCCCAAGUCUGUCUGAUUUACAUGUUGAAAAGGUGUAGAAAUAGAAAUGUCACAAGGAGACAUUGGUUUAACCGGCAAUUAGUGUUGGAGCUAUUUGUUUACCAACAGCCGCUGCUAGGCUAGCAGUUUCCCCCUGUUUUCAGUGUUUGUGCUAAGCUAGGCUAACCACAUCCCGGGCCUAUCUCUGUAUUGGAUGCACAGAGGUGAAGCUGAGAUCCAUGUGACCUACAUGUGACUCUGGAGAAGAACAACAGAUGUCUUCUCAGACUGUUGUUCUGCUUGAUUCUGUAACGGCUGCAUUUCUGUGUUUGUCUGUUGGCUUUGACACUGUGUGAGUAACUGUCAGGUGUCAGGUGUGCUGUACGAACUCUGCUUUUAGUUAGACUUUGAGUCAAAGUAAACCGGCAUGUCGCCAUCUGGCUGCUGUUUGUUCUGCUUCUGUUUUAAAUGAUGGAUUAUCCUGUUCGUGUUUCUGUCUGUUUCUGUUCUUUGCUUCUGUAAAGGACUGAACACUUUAAUUGUAUUAAUGAUGUUUCUGCACAACUUUAACGUCUGUUUCAGUUUUUAUUUUUGUGUGAUGAUUUUGUUUAAAGGGCCUGUACAUUUUGUAAAUGAACUGACCAAUAAAAAGUAGUUUAUCCUUGUCUUUAA